Messenger RNA from Penicillium coprophilum, 1224 nucleotides. Its product is annotated as CCDC174 family protein. The record is from RefSeq and is a predicted model, not a curated record. The coding region runs from base 1 to 1224 and encodes 407 amino acids. Gene Ontology annotation, cellular component: nucleus. The transcript has a single exon. Lineage: Eukaryota; Fungi; Ascomycota; Eurotiomycetes; Eurotiales; Aspergillaceae.
AUGCCUGCGGACCAAGACUCCCUCUAUGGGCAACCACGUUUAAAAAAGAACAAAACUGAACAGAAUACCUCAAGCCUUGCCUUCACCUCUCAGCUCUCUUCACUCAUCGCUCAAGAUGCGACCACUGGUUCGUCGCGUGGGCGCCACCGUCCCUCCAAGAAUCCAAAGGCAGAUCUCUUCUCAAAGCACAACAAAGGCACCCAGAAGCGCGCAGCUGCCGAUCUAGCAGACGACAAUAGGGCCCUCAAGCAAGUCCACAGGAGCACCCAGGACAUUGGCUCAGUCGACGCAAACACACUCAGCCGGUCUCGACGUCGCAUGCAGGAAAAAGCGCGCCUUUACGAUGAUAUGAAGAAAGGACUGCAUCUUGCUGCCGACAGUGAUGAUGAUGACAUGCCCAUUGAUCCAUCCGAUCCGGACGCCUACCUGGCCCGACUCCGACGCAAGGAAAAAGAUGUACUGGUUGACUUCGAUCUGAAGCACGCAAACGAGGAGGCGUUCAAGCCAGAUGAGUCCGACGAUGACAACGCAUCUAUUGUUUCCUAUGAAGACGAAUUUGGCCGUUCUCGCCGUGGCACUCGAGCCGAAGCAGCGGAAGCUUCUCGCGCCAAGGAGGAGGAGGCAGGUGGCAAAGCUGCCCAGGAACGCUGGCGCCCUGCUCGUCCUGAAAAUUUGAUUUACGGAGAGGCCGUGCAAACUGAAGCGUUUAAUCCCGAUGCUAAGAUUGCAUCGCACAUGUCCCAUCUUGCUGCUCGUCGUGACCGCUCGCCUACCCCACCAGAGAAGAAGCAUUACGAUGCUGAAGAAGAGGUUCGAAAUCGUGGAACUGGGUUCUACAGCUUUUCCACCGACGAGGAGGAGCGUAAGCAGCAGAUGGAAGAACUCCAAGUCCUGCGAGAGGAGACUAUACUCAAGCGGAAAACCCUCGAAGAACAGAUGGCUGAGCGCAAGGCUCAUUCAGAGUGGAGAUGCAACAAGAUCCGGAGAAUUAUGAAGGAGAACGAGGAGAGAUGGCGGCAAGAGGAUCUUGAAGCUGAACGCAACCCACCUAAACCAGAAACGCCUCCACCUAAACAACCGCCCAGAAAAUGGUUGUAUGAUCCAUCAGACCCACCAUAUGACACAACUCACUGCCCACUAUGGCGACGAUAUAUGGCUAUGGUCUAUCCUGAACCAGACGAUGUCGCCGAUUCUGCAACGGACAAGGACAAGGAGGUCUCCUAG